CUUCAAUCACGACUAUCUCCUUUACUUUUACCUAUCUACAUGCGAGAUGAUUUAGUUCGAGAAGAAAUUCGUAGAGAAUUUAAUAUUUUAUCAGUAUUCAGUACCUAUACGAGAAGUCAAGUCGUAAGUCUACUAGAUCAACUGUGGUAAAAUAAGGUAGAAGUACUACAUCCAACACUGUAAUCGAUCUCUCUUGAAAAUAUCCAAACAUGUCCACCGAAUGUGCCAGAAAACAGACGCAUCAACCUGCAGAAGGCGAAGCUCGCCAACCCCAAUCCAGCUGUCCAAUCAAAAAGAAAAAAUACCGUCGUAGAUUAUUCAUAGGAGAAGGCGAUUUCGGCUACACCGAAGGACUACUCAAUAAACACCUCGAUAAACACAAAGACCUUGCCAAAUACAUCGUCGCCUGUGAACUUUACGACACACCAGUAUGGGGUGCUGAGUCAGACAUAAUCGACGAACGAAUCAAACGAAUUAAUUCGUUGAAAGAACGAGGAGUAACGGUACAUUUCGGAAUAGAUGGCAGAGAACUUCAUAGAAACCCGAAACUCAAAGGCGAAAGAUUCCAACGCAUACAAUGGAAUUGUCCCUACCUUUUACCAGGCACUAGCGAGAAUGAAUUCCAACAGGUGAUCGUCGAUUUCUUCUACUCUUGCGAGAAAAUCCAAUUAAAAGGAGAUAGAAUACAUAUCACUUUGAUACAAGGGUUAGAAGAUGAGGAUUGGCGUGAUCGUAGACAAUACGAACAUAAUCUGGUGAAAGGAUCUAUGCAGUUUGGGUACAAGUUGAUAAGGAAAAGAAGGUUUGGAAAAGAUCGGUAUCCUGGUUACCAGCAUAGGAAAGGUGAAAAUCUCGAAAAACUUAAUGUACCAGGGGUACAUAGGGAAUUUGUGUUUGAGAAAGAUCCUACUUUUUCUGUCAUCGUUAACUCGGUUCCUUUGAAGAUGUCCAACGAUAAGAAAACCUACCGGAUUGAUAUUAAUAAGAAAAAUGGUGCGAAAACAUUCAGACCAGAUCUUGGUGAUUGCUAUUUUGUGUGUAGUACGGAUGACGAUUCGUCAGAUUAUUGUUCGUCUGAUGAGUGAGAAGAAAGUCGAUGCAAGAUGUCGCUUUGUAAUAUUCAAUAUAGAUAUUAUAUUUAUAUUAGUGAUUAAGUAGGUAGAUGUUUAUCUAGAAUAUUUGCGCAUGUAUUUUUUUUUUUUGAAGGAUUGUGUUAUGAUAAUUGCAUUAUUGAACAAUAAAAUGUCAUUUUAUUUCUCA
Molecule: messenger RNA, 1260 nt
Organism: Planococcus citri (citrus mealybug)
Lineage: Eukaryota; Metazoa; Arthropoda; Insecta; Hemiptera; Pseudococcidae
Exons: 2
Coding region: 210-1085 (291 amino acids)
Biological process (GO): rRNA base methylation
Molecular function (GO): rRNA (uridine-N3-)-methyltransferase activity
Source: RefSeq, a predicted model, not a curated record